UUCAUGAUAAUGGCAUUUUUCCUCCCCAGGAUGGAAAGUAAGAACCUCUUCCUAAGCCUAUUGCUCUGCUACAGUUGGCUCAGAGCUGCCGAUUCUCAUAUGGUAAUUGAAGAGAAGAAAGAAUGCAAUCUCUCAAGGAGCAGCAAAAUGAAUCUCUCAGAUCUCCCACCCAUCUCCAUAGUAGAUUUAACUAAAAGAUUCAGGAAAGAGGCAGAGAACAAGAAAUCAUCCAAGAAAAAUGCUGAACGGAAGAUAUCCCCGAAGCCAAGGCCCACACCAGCUGCUGACUGUGUGCCAAACUUCAAAACCUGCAAACCACACUUGAAUUCAUGUUGUAGCUACUGUGCUUUAUGCAAAUGCCGAAUUUUUCAGACCAUCUGCCACUGUCUAACGUUAAACCCAAAGUGCUAAGCCAAACUGGGAAC
Messenger RNA from Balearica regulorum gibbericeps (East African grey crowned-crane), 425 nucleotides. It is a transcript of the gene ASIP, whose product is annotated as agouti signaling protein. NCBI's taxonomy places the organism in Eukaryota, Metazoa, Chordata, Aves, Gruiformes, Gruidae. Gene Ontology annotation, cellular component: extracellular region. The record is from RefSeq and is a predicted model, not a curated record. Gene Ontology annotation, biological process: melanosome organization; hormone-mediated signaling pathway. Gene Ontology annotation, molecular function: melanocortin receptor binding; neuropeptide hormone activity.